This is a messenger RNA of Frankliniella occidentalis (western flower thrips), 1926 nucleotides long. RefSeq lists its product as uncharacterized. The record is from RefSeq and is a predicted model, not a curated record. Gene Ontology annotation, molecular function: nucleotide binding; DNA-directed DNA polymerase activity; DNA binding. Lineage: Eukaryota; Metazoa; Arthropoda; Insecta; Thysanoptera; Thripidae. The coding region runs from base 1 to 1926 and encodes 641 amino acids. The transcript has a single exon. Gene Ontology annotation, biological process: DNA replication.
AUGGGCAUUAUUCCACGCCCUGGUUUUUACAGAGGCCUGGAUACUUGCUCCUUGAAAGCGCUGCGCUGGUUGGCGUUUGAAAACUCUAGGCUGCAGCCACCCUCCCACAUUCAGCACGCCGGCAACGGGCGUGAGGUGCGCCUCCUGGGCACCUACAAGGUGGAUGGCUACGCCGAAAUAAAUGGAGAUAAAAUAGUUUUUGAUUUUCUUGGGUGCUGGCAUCACUCGCACCCGCCAGACCAGUGCCUUACCUUCAAAAGUGUCACUCGCGAGGUGCGUGACAAGCGGGCCGAGGCCAGCCGCAAGGAGCGUUACUUACGCACCAUGCGGAUCCAUGACACUCUCAGGCGGUCUGGCUACAAGAUCAAGAUGAUUUGGGAGUGUCAAUUUGACAGUGAGGAAAAAUACAACCCUCACAUGAUAGACUUCUUUAAAGAGAACAAGUGCGAGCCUCCCGCCGUCCUCAACGAGCGGGAUGGUCUGUACGGCGGCCGCACGGGCGCCUUCAAGGCAUAUUACAAGUGCGACCUGGAGGCUGGCGAGCGAAUAAAUUAUUAUGACGUGCAGAGUCUCUAUCCUGCCGUCCUCUGCAUGAAAAAGUAUGUGAUAGGCCACCCUGAGGUCUUUGUUGGGGAGGACCCCGCCGCACCCUCUCUGGACCAGACGGAGGGCUACAUCUCCUGCACUGUGCUCCCCCCGCGGGACCUGCUGCUCCCCCUCCUCCCCUGGCGCUCCCCCAACGGUCGCCUAUUGUUCGUCCUCUGCCGCACAUGCGGCGAGCAAGAGAACCAGGGGCCCUGCAUUCACAACCUGGACGAGGAGAGGUGUCUAAGGGGAGUGUGGCCCGUGCCCGAGGUGCGUAAGGCCCUACAGCUCGGGUACCUGAUCCUCAAGACUGAGGAAGUCUGGCACUACCCGAACACCAUGCAGUACAAUGUACAGACAGGCGAGGAGGGGCUGUUCAGUAAGUUCAUUACGCACUGGAUGCGUAAAAAGAUUGAGGCGAGCGGCUGGCCCUCCCACUGCACCUCGGAUGAGGCCAAGCAGGAGUUUGUUGAUGGCAACAAAAGACUGCUCGGCAUCACCGUAGACCCCGCCGCCGUGAAGAAAAAUGCCUCCUUGCGCCAUCUGUACAAGGGCAUUCUAAACUCUGCCUGGGGCAAGGCGUGCGAGCGUCCUGAGCGCUCCCACAUCGUCAUGGUGGAAACCUACACACAGCUGCUAGAGUUUGUCACGGACGAUACCAUCCAGAUCCAGGCCAUCACACCAAUCAGUGACAGAUUAGUGCAGAUUUCUUAUACCCUAGUAGAAGCCUGCCAAGAAUCACUACCUACCAACUCUGUCAUCCAUGGGGCGUACACCACUAUGUACGGGCGCCUGGAGCUCUACAAGUACAUGGAGCUGCUGCAGGACAGGCUCUGCUACGAAGAUACGGAUUCUGUAGCGUUCGUGUCACGCCCUGGGUGCCCAGACCCACCCCUAGGCCCCUACCUAGGUCAGCUGACAGACGAGCUGGAAGCGUUCGGCCCGGGUAGUUUUUGUUAUGAGUUCUGCUCGGGCGGGGCUAAGCAAUAUGCUAUGAAAAUUGCAUGCGGAGGUGAUGUGAACAACACAAAGGUGAUCAUCAAGCUUAGGGGCGUAACUGUGAACCAGUCGUGCAGUGACAUUGUGACCUUUGAGAGGUUCAAAGACAUGGUGCUGCACGGCAAGGACCCCACACUCAUAAAAAUCCCCUCCCAGAUAGCCAGAGUAAAGGGGUGGAGGCUGGUGACACGGCCUGCCCAAAAGAUCUGGAGACCCUGUCUGACUAAGAGACAGCUGGACGAGGGGCGUAAAGACACGCGCCCCUACGGCUUCCAGCAGGUAGACCUCAAUGAGGAUGACGAGGCAACACUACUAGCCUUGAUGGAUUUGGCGGAGCAAUAA